Messenger RNA from Schizosaccharomyces octosporus yFS286, 1641 nucleotides. Its product is annotated as adenosylhomocysteinase. The record is from RefSeq and is a predicted model, not a curated record. NCBI's taxonomy places the organism in Eukaryota, Fungi, Ascomycota, Schizosaccharomycetes, Schizosaccharomycetales, Schizosaccharomycetaceae. Gene Ontology annotation, biological process: L-methionine cycle. Gene Ontology annotation, molecular function: adenosylhomocysteinase activity. Gene Ontology annotation, cellular component: cytosol. Bases 40 to 1341 code for a protein of 433 amino acids. The transcript has a single exon.
CCAUAACCCUUGCAAGGUAAUCUGGGAUAAGACAACAAUAUGAGUGUUCAAAAUUAUAAGGUUGCUGAUAUUUCUCUCGCUGCUUUCGGCCGCAAGGAGCUUGAAAUUGCUGAAAACGAAAUGCCUGGUUUGAUGGCUAUUCGUGAAAAACAUGCUCAAUCCCAACCUUUGAAGGGUGCUAGAAUUGCUGGAUGUCUUCACAUGACUAUUCAGACUGCCGUCCUCAUUGAAACUUUAGUUGCUUUGGGUGCUGAAGUUACCUGGUCUUCCUGUAACAUUUAUUCUACUCAAGACCAUGCCGCUGCUGCUAUUGCUGCUACUGGUGUCCCUGUCUUUGCCUGGAAGGGUGAGACUGAGGAGGAAUAUAUCUGGUGUAUCGAACAACAAUUAAAGUCUUUCCCCAGUGGACAGCCUUUGAACAUGAUUUUAGAUGAUGGUGGUGACUUGACCGCUCUUGUUCAUGAGCGUCAUCCUGAACUUCUUGUCAAUAUUCGUGGUAUUUCUGAGGAAACCACUACUGGUGUUCACCACUUGUAUCAAAUGUUCCACGAGAACAAACUUAAGGUCCCUGCCAUUAAUGUUAAUGACUCCGUUACCAAAUCUAAAUUUGACAACCUUUUUGGCUGCAAGGAAUCUUUGGUUGAUGGUAUCAAGCGUGCUACUGAUGUUAUGAUUGCCGGUAAGGUUGGUGUUGUUGCCGGUUUUGGUGAUGUUGGUAAGGGUUGUGCUACUUCUCUUCGCAAUCAAGGUGCUCGUGUUAUCGUCACCGAGGUUGAUCCCAUCAAUGCUCUCCAAGCUGCCAUGGAUGGUUAUGAAGUUACCACUAUGGAAGAGGCUGUCAAAGAAGGUCAAAUUUUUGUUACUACCACUGGUUGCCGUGACAUUAUCCGUGGUGAACAUUUCAUGGCUAUGCGUGAAGACUCUAUCGUUUGCAACAUCGGUCACUUUGAUGUCGAAAUUGAUGUUGCUUGGUUGAAGGAAAAUGCCAAGGAUUGCGUCAACAUCAAGCCCCAAGUUGACCGUUAUGAGUUGAGCAACGGACGCCAUGUUAUUCUUUUGGCUGAUGGUCGUCUUGUUAACCUCGGUUGCGCUACUGGACAUCCAUCAUUUGUCAUGUCUUGUUCUUUCGCUAACCAAGUUCUUGCUCAAAUGGCUUUGUGGAAUGACAACCAAAGCUAUCCUCUUGGAGUGCACAUGCUUCCUAAGAAAUUAGAUGAGGAAGUCGCUCGUUUGCACUUGGGUAAACUUAAUGUUAAACUCACUGAACUUACUCCUGUCCAAUCUAAGUACUUGGGUAUUUCUGCUGAGGGACCCUACAAAGCCGACCACUACCGUUAUUAAUUUCCUUAAUUAAUUUGCAUUUGGCUUUUUUGCAUACCUUCAGUUAUAAAAUUUCAACAUAUUCCGUUGUUUGAUGUUUUCAACAGCAUCAUGCCACAACGAUACCAUGAAAUAUAAUAAUGAUAUUAAAGUGGGUAUACGUGGAUUAGGUACAUAAAUAAUGAAAAGGUUUAGACUUUAUUGAAGACAAUAAGAAGAGUGAGUAUAUGUGAAAGUAAAUAAUUCAUGUAUUAUAGUUUUCUUGAGACUAAUUAACUCCUUUGAAAGUAAACAGAUUAAAUAAGACAGAGAUGCCUAUAA